CGAAGCCCACACUAGCGUGAUUGCUGGGGCACAGAGGACUGGCUUGGACUCCCUCCUCCGUGGAGCAGGCGUCUCUCCGUGCUGUGGCUGCCCCUCCACCCUCUGGCUGUGGAGCUGACAGGAACAGGAGAGCAGAGGCUGCGGAGGAGCACGUGUAUCUAGAGAGGACCUGAGCUUUCACCGGCUCUGACCUCGGCAGGGACGUCCAGCCAGAAGGAGUGCAGUUUCUUGAGUGGAAAAACACAGGUUGGAAAAUUUAAUUUUUUUUUCCCUCACUGCCAUAUCCUACGUGCUUUUUCAUCUGUAUUUUGCCAGAGAACCUGGCUGCUAGGUGACUGUGGCUCUGGAAGCACCACAGGUGUGACGCACGCCUCGGAAGAAAGAGCUGACUGUCCUCUGGUCCACGGCCCUGGCGUAGCCGCCGAUUUCUGCAGUAGCAGAAAUUCUCAUUUGCCCAAAACGGGCCUCAGAUUGUGGGAAAGCUUGUUUUGUAUCUAAAAAAACUCGUGUGUAAAACCUGAAGGUCGCCACCUUCUAGUGGGUGGCUCCGUGUGUCCUGUUUGUGUGCCCGAAUGUCUCCUCCUGAGCCUGGGAUCACAGCAGAGCGGGCAGAUUAACAGUGUGUCGGGGGGAAGGGCGGGGAGGCCAGAUAAAGGGCCACGAGACUAAACACUGCCUCUAUCUCUGCGCCCCGUCAGCUGUGAUUGCCGCAAACAGUCCUUGAAUUGCAGGGGACGACGCGCACACACACACACACACACACACACACACGGACUCGCACUGAGAGUGGCUGAGGAGCACACCGGGAAUGGGAAGGUUCACCAGCGAACACAGAGGACUUCGCCGGUGUCCGCAGGCGAGGAGGGAUGGAACGAUGGGACAGGGGGUGUUGGAUGCUGCCGAGGGUCUGGGUGGGGCCUCCAUGCAUGCUUGCCCGAAACUCCAUCGCUGGAUGCUCCCAGUCCUGCUGCUACUACUCCUGCUGCCGCCUCGCCUGGAGGGGGCGCUGCACUCCAGCUUCCUGCAGCGGCGCCUCAGCGUGCGUGAGCGAAAGGAGAUGCAGCGGGAGAUCCUGUCCAUCUUGGGGCUGCCGGGCCGGCCGCGCCCCCACCCGCCACUGCGCCCGCCCUCGUCGGCGCCGCUCUUCAUGCUGGACCUGUACCGUGCCGUGUCCAGCGAGGGAGAUGACGACGACGCCCCAGUGCCGAAAUUCAGGCCUGAGCGCGUCAGCUACGGCACACUGCCCACACUCAGCACGCACGUGCCGCCUCUCGGCACCGUGGUCAGCGAGGCCGACACAGUCAUGAGCUUCGUCAACGUGGUGGAGCAAGAGCGCGACCUGCUGCAACCACGUCCCUACUGGAAGGAAUUCCGCUUUGACCUGACGCCCCUGCCGCAGGGCGAGACUGUGACGGCUGCAGAAUUCCGCAUCUACAAGACGCUGAGCCUGGGACACCGGAGCAACCGCACUCUGCACAUCUCCGUCUAUGAGAUUCUUCGUGAGAACAAGCACAGAGAGCCCGAGUUAGUACUGCUGGACCUGCAGUCAGUGCCGGCUGGCCAGGAGGGCUGGUUGGCUUUUGACGUCACCUCUGCCAGCAACCGUUGGCUCCUGCACCCACGCAGCAACCUUGGCCUGCGGCUGUACGUGGAGACGGAGGAGGACCGCUCGCUCUCCGCAGCAUGGGUGGGGCUGGUGGGUCGCCGUGGUCCACGCUCCAAGCAGCCCUUCAUGGUGACGUUCUUCCGGGCCAGCCAGGCCCCGUGCCGCCCCCCCCGUGCGCUCCGGCACAACGGCAACAACAACCAGGCCCGUAAGAGGAAGCCCAAGUACGACCUACCGCACCCCAACCGUCCCGGCAUUUUCGACAACAGCCAGCUGACCAGCGGCCGUCAGCCAUGCCAGCGGCACGAGCUCUAUGUCAGCUUUAGCGACUUGGGCUGGAAGGACUGGGUCUUAGCGCCUCGGGGAUAUUCUGCCUUCUACUGCGAUGGGGAAUGUCUGUACCCACUGGGCUCCUGCAUGAAUGCCACCAACCACGCCAUGAUCCAGCUGGUGGUCCACCUGCUGAAGCCAGACGAGGUGCCCAAAGCCUGUUGUGCCCCCACCAAGCUCAGCUCCAUCUCCGUCCUCUUCUACGACGACAACAACAACGUCAUCCUCAAGAAACACCGCAACAUGGUGGUCAAGACCUGCGGCUGCCUGUAACACUGCUCAUCCAAUCACAAGGCAGAUGAAGCUCUUGUGUCCGCCCCCCCCCCAUGGGCUCACAGCCACGGCAUUGGCCGACGGCAGUGAAUGGAAGGAGGGGCCUGUUACGGUUGAAGGAUAUGCCAUGCAUGUGUAACCUCUGGCAGUUCAUCCUUUUGGUUAUUAUGUAACAAGGUAGGCUUGCAUGAGGGACAGAACAAAUUAGACACUAUGCUUUUCCGAAUGUUUUAUUACCGUUAUAGCCUAACUGGAAAAUUACAGGGAUAUUAAAAAUGCAGUAUUCUUGAAAGCUCUUAGUGCAGCGGUGAUAUUUUCAAAAUACAGAUUAGCUGUCCUCACGAACAGCAGGUGUGGUUCUGAACUACACAUCCCUUGAAGUAGCCCUGAGUGUUCACUGUGAAGGUUUAAGGGAAAUGGCACUUAAGUAUAGUUUGCUAAGCUGAUGUCACUAUACCAUAACAAAAUGUUAAUCUAUAUAAACUUAUGUACAAUAAUUAAAAAAAUCUAAACACCAAGUAUAUACACAUUAA
Paramormyrops kingsleyae is the source of this 2742-nucleotide messenger RNA. RefSeq names its product bone morphogenetic protein 8a (gene bmp8a). NCBI's taxonomy places the organism in Eukaryota, Metazoa, Chordata, Actinopteri, Osteoglossiformes, Mormyridae. Gene Ontology annotation, cellular component: extracellular region. Gene Ontology annotation, molecular function: growth factor activity; cytokine activity. The record is from RefSeq and is a predicted model, not a curated record.